AUGUCUUCUUCCGGGGGGCGUUCUUCGGUUUUACCGACGACGACGACGUCGACCAAGCGCGCGAAAACAACCAACAACAACAACGAAAACGAAAACGAAAACGACGAGAACGAAAAUCGUCACCUUCCUCGACAAAGAAUAAAUGUCAUCGCGCAACUCGUGGAUACGGAUGGGAACACCGCCGGUCCUCAGCUGGAUUUGCCGCACGAUUGUACCUCGAAACAGUUGGAAGAGUUGCUGAACACGUUAUUGAAUAACACGGAAGAGAAAGGGGAGAAACUCCCGUACGAGUUUUACAUUAAAGACGAAACGUUGACGACGGAUUUAGGGGACCACUUGGAGAAAGUGAACGCGAGCAUGGAACAGGUGUUGAAAAUCGUGUACGCCCCACAGGCGUUGUUUCGAGUGAGACCGGUGACUCGAUGUUCGUCCGCGAUACCAGGUCACGCGGAAGCUAUAUUAUCGGUAUCGUUUUCUCCGGACGGGAAACAUUUAGCGAGCGGGUCCGGCGAUACCACGGUGCGUUUAUGGAACCACGAAAGCGAGGCGCCAAAGACGACGUGUAAAGGACACACAAAUUGGGUCUUAUGCGUGGCGUGGUCGCCAGAUGCGCAGUUAGUAGCGAGUGGAGGGAUGGAUAACAUGGUUCGGUUGUGGGACCCAGUCACGGGUGAAUCGAAAGGGAUUCUGAAAGGACAUAAGAAACACAUCGUAGGAUUGAGCUGGGAGCCGACGCACGCGUUGAAAUCACCAAACGACGUUCGAUUCGUUUCCGCCUCUGCAGAUGGGACGGCAAAAGUAUGGAACGUGAAUAAGAAAAUACCUCUAUUUUCGCUUUCUGCGCAUUCUAGGGCGCUCUCUUCCGUGAAAUGGGGCGGAGAAGGCUUGAUUUAUACCGCGUCGAGAGACACCACUGUGUACGCCUGGGACGCUAAAGACGGGAAAAUUGUUCGACAGUUAAAAGGGCACGCGCAUUGGGUAAAUACGCUCGCGUUAUCAUCCGAAUUCGCGUUAAGAACGGGUGCAUUUGAUGAAACCGGGAAACGAGAAGAGUCAUUCGAGAAAUCAAAAGAACGCGCGCUCGAACGAUACAAAAAAUUAACGAGAAACAAACCGGAACGUUUAAUCAGCGGUUCUGACGAUUUUACCAUGUUUCUUUGGGAACCGUCGCAAUCAAAAACGGCUUUGAAGCGAUUGACUGGACACGUGCAACUGAUUAAUCACGUCAUGUUCUCGCCGGAUGGUAAGUACUUUGCCUCGGCGUCAUUUGAUAAAGCGGUAAAAUUAUGGAACGGCGAUACCGGUGAUUUCGUGUGUACGUUUAGAGGACACGUCGGUGCGGUGUACCAAAUAGCUUGGAGCGCGGAUUCGCGAUUCGUGUUAUCCGCAUCCAAAGACUCGACGUUAAAAGUAUGGAGCGUGCGUUUAAAGAAACUCGAACUCGACUUACCCGGUCACUCCGAUGAGAUUUACGCGUGCGAUUGGUCGCCGCUAGGAACGAAAGGCGCGAGCGGCGGGAAAGAUAAAAUGUUGCGACUUUGGAAACAUUAA
Bathycoccus prasinos is the source of this 1551-nucleotide messenger RNA. RefSeq lists its product with no specific name. Gene Ontology annotation, molecular function: protein binding. Bases 1 to 1551 code for a protein of 516 amino acids. The record is from RefSeq and is a predicted model, not a curated record. Gene Ontology annotation, cellular component: nucleolus. NCBI's taxonomy places the organism in Eukaryota, Viridiplantae, Chlorophyta, Mamiellophyceae, Mamiellales, Bathycoccaceae. Gene Ontology annotation, biological process: ribosomal large subunit assembly. The transcript has a single exon.